UAGAAUGCAAUUGCUAGUAGAAAUGCUUACCUUUACCCAAAAACCACUAAUUCUGUAUUUCAUCUAAAUUGUAAUAGUCAGUACCUUAUUCUCCUAGCCUCCUCUUCCCACGCAAUCUAGUCAGUCUGAUCCCAUCCACCACGCGGUACACAACUCUAUUCUAAUUUAUGUUUUUUCCAAAUCUGUAUUUCAAUUCCAAAUUCAAAGUAAAAUAUAAUUUUUAGUUUAAUUCAAAAUAGUUUUUUUUUAAAAACCGAAAUCUCAAAACUCAUAUAACAUUUGGUGGCAGCGCUAAGGGAUCUUUAAAGGUCCCCGGAAUCGUCUCCGCAGUAUCGCGACAGUGUAAAAAAUAAAAACAUUUCGCCGUUUCUACAGUUAAAAGUGAAAAACUGUCUACAAUUUCUACUGUGCAAUAGUGAUAAUUUUUCCGCUGUUUCCACUGUUUCCAAUUCACUGUAGUAGUGAAAAUAAAAACGUUUCGCUGUGAAUAUUGUGAUAAAUACUACAAAACGUUCUACUAUUUCUGUGUUGUGUGAAAACUUGCAGUUUUUCAUCAUGUUUGGUGUGUUAAUAUCGUGCAUAUUCUCCAUAUCGCUCACGUAUGGAAGCGUCAUCACUCCCAUACACAGUAACCCAGGAAUUUAUUUCAACCCCAUGGGACACAUGAAAAUCACAAAUGAAGAUCUAAACAUACUUAUUCCUGUGGAUGUUUCUUUUAUACUUCCGCAUUUACAAAAUAUUAAUUCAGCUAUUGGUACAUGCCGUUUUCUGUGUCAACAGAACGAAGUUUUGGAAGACAUAGAAUGUCAUAAUUCGUUACAACCACUUCAAUCUCGUUAUCAAGACGUUAUGAGAGAUAAUGUCGCUAUAUCACACCUUAUUUCUAAACGGUCAAAACGCGCUGCGUGGUUUGCUGGAGUUGGUACAGUUUUCAAACAUGUUUUCGGAACUAUGGACGAGGACGAUGCAAUUAGUUAUAACAGCGCUCUUCAAACUUUACAAAAUAAAAGCGAAAGGUUAACUUCUCUUAUAGAAGAUAAUAUAUUGCUAGCAAAGUCAGCAAUCUCUAAUUUUAAUGAAACCAUAAACACAAUAAAUACCAAUGAAGCGCGUUUGAAUGACGCUGUUGAAAAAUUAAGUUUGAACCUUAAGAACUUAUCUAUCAUAUCAGAUGUUUUUAAUGUAAGGCUUAGUAUUAACGAAAUAAUUAAUACAAUUGAAACUAGUUUAUUAACCCUUUCCUUUAAGGUAGAUGAUAUUUUAAACGCGAUUUUAUUUGCUAAAAGCAACGUGUUACAUCCCGCAAUUUUAAACCCAACUCAAUUAUAUAAUGAGUUAAUUAAUAGUGUAAACAAUUUACCAAGAUAUAGGGAAUUUCCUAUAAAAAUAGAAUUAGAUAGUAUACAUAAGAUAAUGAUAAUUUCAGAGUUAAGUUGUUAUAGUGUAGAUAAUAAAAUCAUAUUUGUAUUCAAAGUUCCACUAGUACAUCACAUGAAAUAUUAUUUAUAUCAGAAUAUCCCGCUACCUGUACCUCAUGAUUCGCAGAAUCCCAGCUCAUAUGCAAUGAUAAUCCCCACAACUAGAUACAUUGCAAUAAGCGAAGACAAAACAUCCUAUUGCACCUUAUCGCAAUUGGACCAGUGUAAACAAAUUGGCUCUCAGUUGUUCAUAUGCAGCAAACUAAAUGAAUAUUCAUCUGUUGAUACUAGCUCUAACUGUGAACUUGAGAUAAUAACUAAAUCUGUAGUGUCAUUGCCAAAAUCUUGUAAUUCUAGAUUUCUCACCGGUAAAAUAAAUAUUUGGGAAAGAAUCAAAGAUGAUAAAUGGUUGUAUGUUCAAUCUGAAAAUAAUAAACUGUCUAUUGAAUGCAAAACAGACUUAUCAGAAUUCAGUUUAUCCGGCACUGGUAUUCUUAACUUACCUGAUAACUGUAUUGCUUAUUUUAAAAACAUUCGAUUACUGUCUAAGUCUAGCUCUAAGAUUUAUGUUAAUGAGGUAAAUUCCGAUUUUAACAUUAUUAAUGAUAGUUGUUGUAAUUUGGAUAAGUAUAAAAGUCAAUUACCAUCUAUUACAUACGUAAACCUAACAUCACUAAAUAUUGACAGUUUAUCCGGAAUAAAGCAUAAAACUGAUGAUUUAAUCACAGAAUUGAAAUCACUAAAGAAUCAGCCAAACAUUACUGAAACACUAUAUUAUACUUAUCCAACUUUAUCUGUAAUUAGCGUAUUAAGUAUUGUUCUUAUUGUAAUCUACAUUAUGCUGAAAUCAAAAUAUUGUAAAUUAUGCCGCUCUCCCGUCACGAAACCUGAAAAUCUCAAUAAUCCUGAAAAUCCUGAAAGUAUCGAAAUCACAGAAUUACCUUCAACUUCACACCCCAGACUUAAAGUAGGGUAAUCAUAAUGCCUAAUAGAUAAAAUAGCAUAAACUUCGCAUUCUUAAAAUGCGUAAGUUUAGUCUUUCCGGGGGAAGUUGUUAUAGAAUGCAAUUGCUAGUAGAAAUGCUUACCUUUACCCAAAAACCACUAAUUCUGUAUUUCAUCUAAAUUGUAAUAGUCAGUACCUUAUUCUCCUAGCCUCCUCUUCCCACGCAAUCUAGUCAGUCUGAUCCCAUCCACCACGCGGUACACAACUCUAUUCUAAUUUAUGUUUUUUCCAAAUCUGUAUUUCAAUUCCAAAUUCAAAGUAAAAUAUAAUUUUUAGUUUAAUUCAAAAUAGUUUUUUUUUAAAAACCGAAAUCUCAAAACUCA
Pectinophora gossypiella (pink bollworm) is the source of this 2746-nucleotide messenger RNA. RefSeq lists its product as uncharacterized. The transcript has 2 exons. The record is from RefSeq and is a predicted model, not a curated record. Bases 556 to 2394 code for a protein of 612 amino acids. NCBI's taxonomy places the organism in Eukaryota, Metazoa, Arthropoda, Insecta, Lepidoptera, Gelechiidae.